This is a messenger RNA of Enterobius vermicularis (human pinworm), 1197 nucleotides long. The record is from the annotation of a GenBank genome assembly. Lineage: Eukaryota; Metazoa; Nematoda; Chromadorea; Rhabditida; Oxyuridae.
AUGCCACCGAGGAAGAAAGUUGAGGAGGAAAGGAGAUUUCUGAUGGGUCGGCUCGGGACCAAUUUAAAAAUGGGUAUUGUUGGCCUACCAAAUGUGGGUAAAAGUACCUUUUUCAAUGUGCUUACAAAAAGUCAAGCUCAAGCGGAAAAUUUCCCCUUCUGUACCAUUGACCCUAAUGAAAGUCGAGUUGCUGUUCACGAUAGUAGAUUUGAUUGGUUGGUAGAACACUACAAACCUCUCAGUCGUAUCCCAGCAUUUUUAAACGUAACUGAUAUAGCUGGACUGGUUAAAGGGGCUUCUGAAGGCCAGGGAUUAGGCAACGCCUUUCUUUCUCAUAUCAGCGCGUGUGACGCUCUUUUUCAUCUCUGCCGGGCUUUUGAUGACGAUGAUGUAACUCAUGUCGAAGGUGACGUUAAUCCAGUUAGGGAUUUAGAAAUUAUCAGCAACGAGUUGAUCAAAAAAGAUCUUCAGUAUUUGGAGGGUGCUAUCGACAAGCUGGAAAAACAGGCUAUUCGCGGAGGUGACAAAAGCAAAAAACCUGAAUAUGAAACUUUGUUAAAGAUAGGCGUGCAAAAAUGUUUGACAGAGAGUGGUAAACCAGUUCGACUAGAAACGUGGAAUGAAAAAGAAAUUGAGGCUUUAAACCAUCAUUUGCUGCUAACGGCGAAACCUGUUGUUUAUUUAAUCAAUUUAUCUGAAAAAGAUUAUAUUCGGAAGAAGAAUAAAUGGCUAAUGAAAAUUAAAAUGUGGUUAGAUGAAUUUGAUCCAAAUGCAGUUUGCAUUCCGUUUAGUGGAGUCCUAGAACUAAAACUCCUCGACUUGCCUGACGACGAACGAGAAAAUUACUUCAAAGAGAACGGCUGCACAAGUGCAUUGGAAAAAAUUGUUAAGAACGGAUACAAAGCUUUGCAAUUGGAAUAUUUUUUUACCUGUGGGAAAGAUGAAGUUAAAGCUUGGACUAUACAGAAAGGGACGAAAGCUCCGCAAGCUGCUGGUAGAAUACACACCGACUUUGAAAAGGGUUUCAUUAUGGCUGAAGUGAUGAAGGUAGAGGACCUGAUGGAACUAGGUUCAGAGAGCGCGGUUAGAGGUGCUGGAAAAUAUCGGCAGCAAGGAAGGAAUUACAUCGUCGAGGACGGAGACGUCAUCUUGUUUAAAUUCAAUGCUGGUGCUGGUCUGACGUCAAAAAAGAAAUAA